Molecule: messenger RNA, 2824 nt
Organism: Lactuca sativa (garden lettuce)
Lineage: Eukaryota; Viridiplantae; Streptophyta; Magnoliopsida; Asterales; Asteraceae
Molecular function (GO): mRNA binding; protein binding
Source: RefSeq, a predicted model, not a curated record
CAAAACAAGCAACGUGUUUUGACUUUGAAGACUUGCUGGGACAUUAGGGUUUUAGAGACUAUGGCGUCAGGGUUUUAGGGACGCUGAUGAUGAAGCAUUCGUUUUAUGGUGCUCGAUAUCAUCCCUCUAUCUUUGAUAUUCUUGAUGCCCGUAAGUGUUUUUCUUCACCCAUAUUCUUUAAUUGUUUUUCUACAUUUGCUGCUUCCAACAACCGAAAUUGUAAAGAAGGUACUAAAAUCAAAACCCUAGAAGAUGCAGUUUAUACGUUUAAUCAUAUGUUCUAUCGUAAUCCUGUUCCCCCUAUCCAAGAAUUUACUAAGGUCUUAGCUUUUAUUGUCAACAAGAAGCAUUAUGCUGCUGCAAUUUCUCUGAUUAAUAAAUAUGACUUCUUAGGAGUCGACCCUUUUCUAAAGCCCACCAUUUAUGUCUUCAACAUCGCAAUCAAUUGUUUCUGUCACUUGAAAAGAGUGGAUUUAGGAUUCGUUGUGCUGGGGAAAGCUACGAAACUUGGCUAUGUUCCUGAUUGUGCGACAUUUAAUACACUCAUCAGGGGACUCUGUGCUAACGAUAACCUUCAUCAAGCAAUCAAUUUAUUCAAACAAAUUGUGGAAAAUGGGUUUGAACUAAGUGUAGUAACUUAUGGAACAUUGAUAAACGGUCUUUGCAAAUCAGGAAAUACUAAUGCUGCUAUCCAAUUGCUCAGACAGAUGGAAACAUCUACAUGUAAACCCAUGAUUAUCCAGUAUAGCACCAUCAUAGACAGCCUCUGCAAGAAUAAACAAUUCGAAGAAGCUUUGAAGCUUUUUUCUGAAAUGAACACAAAGGGCAUUUCACCAAACGUGGUAACUUACACUUCCUUAAUCCACGGUUUGUGUAAUUUACACUCUUGGAAAGAAGCGAUGAGAUUGUUAAGUGAAAUGCUUGCUAGAAACAUCUCACCUAACGUACACACAUUUACCACUUUACUAAAUGCUAUGUGUAAAGAAGGGAGAGUAACUGAAGCCCAAAUUUUACUGACAUUGAUGAUCCAAAGAGGUGAAACCCCCAACACUGUCACAUUCAAUGCACUGAUGGAUGGUUACUGUUUACUUGGGAAAGUAGACACUGCUAGAAAGCUGUUUGACUCCAUGGUUGACCAAGAUUGCACGCCUUCGGUUAUCAGUUACAAUAUCUUAAUCAAUGGGUACUCUGAAACCGAAAGAAUUGAUGAAGCCUUGAAUGUUUUUCAAGAAAUGUCCAAGAAAGGUACUGAUCCUACUCUUAUAACAUACAAUAUACUCAUUGGUGGUUUAUGUAACGUGGGCAGACUUGAUAAGGCACUUAUGCUUCCUGUUGAAAUGAAAGCUCAUGGUUUAAAUCCAGAUAUUGUGAGUUACAAUACUAUAUUAGAUGCACUUUGUAAGAACAGAAGACUUGAUGAGGCACUAAAGUUGUUUAAAAAUCUUGAUGGUGAUGGUGUUGUUCCUGAUAUUGUUACAUGCAAUUGCCUGAUUGAUGGCAUGUGUAAAUCUGGGGAAACCGAUCAUGCAUAUGAGUUCUUUUUAGGUCUUUCUGCUAGAGGCUUGAAACCUAAUGUUCGUACGUAUAACAUUAUGAUUGAUGGAUUUUUGAAAAUGGGUGAACUUGAUAAAGCAAAUAUGUUGUUUCUUGAAAUGAAAGAAAAUGGUUGUCCUGCAGAUGAGAUUACAUAUAAGAUUAUGGAGCAGGGAUUUCUGAGAGUGAAUGAAACGAGUAAAGCUGUUGACUUUAUGAAUGGAUCUAUUGAGACAAGUUUAUCUGUGGAUGCAAUGAAGUUGCUAAUUAGAUUGUUGUCAACCAAGGAGUUAAAGGAUUCUUCCAGCUAACCUUGUAUAUGUUGGGAUUAAUUUGCAAAAAGAAGGAAAGUUGAAGGGGCGAAAGUGAAAUUUUGGAAAUAGAAUUGGGGUUUUAAAAUACUUUCCAUGUACAUAAGGGAAUAAUUAUAUUUGACCAAACAAGUAAUGAGUUAACGUGAAAGUAAAUGUAAGUUAUGCCUCAAAACAUGAGAAAGUCUUACUACGGUGAGCAUUUGGAUUGGACCGGACCAGACCAGUUUUACAGAAAUUGGUGGACCUCAGACGGGACGAGUUGAUGCUUAUCGGGUCCGGUUCUUGGUUCUUGGACGUAAAAGUAAGCAUUUGGACCGUACCGGAUCGAUUCUUGGACCAAACCUAUUUUGCAGAACUUGGUGGACCUUGGACCGAAUCAAUAGAGGCUUACCAGGUUCGGUUCCCUGGUUCCCAGUCUGAUCUGGAGGUCCAAAUCCUCACCCCUAAGUUUUAGAGGGUGUUUGGGAUUUUAUUUUGAACCACAAAAGGAUUUUUAGUAUUUGUCUUUAGGGUUAUUUGAUAAAGCCUGCUAGAUGCUGAUUCGGUUAGAACGGACUAAGUUAGAAGCUAACUGGGUUAAAGGUUGCGACCAAAUCAGAAGCGAAAAUGGAUGCCAAACAUGCUGACGAAGGACCUCUGACACGGAAGAGUAAAACUCAAGCAGGAGCUUUUUUUAUCAGACCGGAUCAGGAGAAAAAUGAUGGGCUCGGUCAAAAAUUAGGACCGAGUCAGAAGGUCUCGAAGCAAAUCAAACAUGAUGUCGGAAAAUGUGGACCUAGUCUCCUAGCUUUGGACUCGAUUAGAGCUUUCAUCAAACAACGCCUUAGCUUAUACACCAUCCGUCUCAUAUUUAUAGUCCACUUUUGACUUUAAAUAUUUUUGUUUUUUGAUAUAUAAUACUUGAUGUAAAAUAUAUGAAAGGAUUGUAUUUUAAAUGUCUUCUCAUUGUUAUAAGUUUUAUCAAAUAAUUUUGUUAA